This is a messenger RNA of Chlorella variabilis, 318 nucleotides long. RefSeq lists its product as hypothetical. Lineage: Eukaryota; Viridiplantae; Chlorophyta; Trebouxiophyceae; Chlorellales; Chlorellaceae. Gene Ontology annotation, cellular component: nucleosome. The record is from RefSeq and is a predicted model, not a curated record. The annotation marks the transcript as partial. The transcript has 3 exons. Gene Ontology annotation, molecular function: DNA binding; protein heterodimerization activity; structural constituent of chromatin.
AAGCCACACCGCUUCCGGCCUGGCACUGUGGCGCUGCGCGAGAUCCGCAAGUACCAACGCAGCACCAGCCUGCUCAUCCGCAAGAUGCCAUUUGCGCGCCUGGCGCGGGAGAUCACCAACAACGUGGCGCCUGAGCCGUUCCGAUGGACAGCAGAAGGCCUGCUUGCGCUCCAGGAGGCCACUGAGGACUUCAUCGUCCAUCUGCUGGAGGACUGCAACCUGUGCGCCAUCCACGCCAAGCGCGUCACCAUCAUGCCCAAGGACAUGCAGCUAGCCCGCCGUAUCCGCGGCCCUAUCAAUGGCGUCUGCUCAUACUGA